Molecule: messenger RNA, 3926 nt
Organism: Amborella trichopoda
Lineage: Eukaryota; Viridiplantae; Streptophyta; Magnoliopsida; Amborellales; Amborellaceae
Product: elongation factor Ts (DUF810)
Source: RefSeq, a predicted model, not a curated record
UUCCGCGUUCAAAACCCUAAAAUAUUUUCAUCUCUCUAAAGAAUGACUCUCUAGUCUGCUCUGGUAAAACUGUAAGCCCUAGAGAGAAAUCCUAUGUUCACUGUCAUUCGCGCUUGGCACCAUCACUCCACCGCCGUGCUUCUUCCUUCUCACUUUCUCUCUCUACUUUUCCCACUUUCUCUCUCUUGCACCGUGCUUACGCAUUCACCAUUAUUUUAACCAUCCCUCCUCCACAGUCUUCCUUUCCCAAUUUUUUCUUCCCCUUCACACCUCUGCAACACCCACCGAAUAUCAAAGAAAGAAAAGAAGAGAGAGAAUGAGAGAUUAAUUCAUCUAUUUCUUUUUCUAGAGAGAGGUAAGCUUAUUUCUCCCCAGAGAGAGAAAAAGAUAAAGAUGAAUUCUUUUAUAGAGAGAAUACCUGCCAUUGAGAGAGCAAUGGGUAUGAAGACGAUUUCUUAGAUAGAGAAGAAGAAAGAUUAGUUUUUUUCCUUUUUUUUCCCUGAUUGAAACGACCCACCAUGGCUCCUUCGUCCAAAGUCAGGGCCAUGGCUGAACCCAAGAAGGAGACGAUGUGUCUUGAUCUCCCAACCCCAUUUGGUGAAUUGGGUUGUGGAAUCUCAGACUCUGAACUGAGAGAAACAGCAUAUGAGAUCUUCGUAGCAGCUUGUAGGCCAAGUGGGGGGAAGCCAUUAACCUAUGUUCCUCAGUCUGAGAGGUUUGCGGAUAAGCCAGAGAAGAAUUCUCUUUCUUCUUCUCCUUCUCUCUCUUCAUCGCCAUCUCUUCAGAGGUCUAUUACUUCGAGUGCAGCUAGUAAGAUGAAGAAGGCCUUAGGUUUGAAAUCUACAAAGAAACACAGUCCUUUGAAAGAUAGUAGUCCUUCGAAGGCUAGAAAGCCUGCGACUGUUGGGGAAUUGAUGAGGGUUCAGAUGGACGUCUCAGAGCAAACUGAUGGUCUGGUUAGGCGCGCACUUCUCAGGAUCGCUUCGACGAAUCUUGGGAAGCGCAUCGAGUCCAUGGUGCUGCCUUUAGAGCUAUUGCAGCAGUUCAAGUCCUCUGAUUUCUCCGAUCCAAAAGAGUAUGAAGCCUGGCAGAGGAGGAACUUGAAACUUCUUGAGGCUGGUCUUGUUUUGCAUCCUUUUUUGCCUUUGGAAGAUACGAAUUUGGCGUCACAAAGGCUUCGACAAAUCAUACAAAGUGCUUAUCAAAGGCCCAUUGAAACUGGCAAAAAUUCUGAAUCAAUGCAAGCACUUCGUAGCGCUGUGAUGACCCUUGCAUGCCGCUCUUUUGAUGGGUUUCCCUCUGAGAGUUGCCAUUGGGCUGAUGGGCCACCAUUGAACCUUUGGCUAUAUCAAACGCUACUAGAAGCAUGCUUUGAUAUCAAUGAAGAAACUGCAGUUAUAGAGGAGGUGGAUGAGAUCAUAGAGCUGAUAAAAAAGACAUGGAUAAUUAUUGGAAUGAAUCAAAUGCUCCAUAAUCUGUGUUUUUCUUGGGUGUUGUUCCAUCGCUUUGUUGUUACAGGGCAGGUGGAGAUCGAUUUGUUGUCGGCAGCCGAAACCCAAUUGGGCGAGGUUGCAAAAGAUGCAAAAAGUACUAAGGACGCAUUAUAUUGCAAGGUCUUGAACUCGACUUUGAGUUCAAUUUUGGGUUGGGCAGAGAAGAGGCUUCUUGCCUACCAUGACACCUUUGAGGCCAAAAAUAGGGAUUCCAUGGAGAGCAUUGUCUCCUUGGGGGUAUCAGCUGCCAAGAUAUUGGUUGAGGACAUAUCUCAUGAGUAUCGCCGAAAGAGGAAAGAUGAAGUUGAUGUGGCUCGGAAUAGGAUUGACACUUAUAUUCGGUCUUCUCUUCGCACUGUUUUCGCUCAGAGAAUGGAGCAAGUAGAUUCAAGGAAGCGAUCCUUAAAAAACCAGCCAAACCCACCUCCAGUUCUUUCAAUCCUAGCAAAGGAUAUUGGUGACCUCGCAAGAACUGAAAAGGAAGUAUUCAGUCCCAUAUUGAAGAGAUGGCACCCUUUUGCGGCAGGAGUGGCUGUUGCUACUCUCCAUUCAUGUUAUGGAAGAGAGCUAAAGCAGUUCAUGUUGGGUAUUUCCGAGAUGACCCCUGAUGCUUUACAAGUACUGCAAUCUGCCGAUAAGUUAGAAAAAGAACUUGUGCAGAUUGCUGUAGAGGAUUCAGUUGAUAGUGAGGAUGGUGGAAAGGCCAUAAUUCGUGAGAUGCCCCCUUAUGAGGCUGAAACUGCAAUGGCUGACCUGACCAAAAUAUGGAUAAAAACAAGAGUAGACAGACUGAAGGAGUGGACCGAUCGAAACUUGCAACAAGAGGUUUGGAAUCCAAGAGCAAAUCUGGAGAGAUAUGCUCCUUCUGUGGUGGAAGUUCUUCGAAUGAUGGAUGAGACAUUGGAUGCCUUCUUUCAGCUGCCAAUAUCAAUGCACCAGGACCUACUCCCAGACUUGCUUACUGGGCUCGAUCGAAGCCUGCAACAUUACAUAUUCAAGGCAAAAUCUGGUUGUGGAACAAGGAAUAGUUACAUGCCGACUCUCCCACCACUCACCAGGUGCAAAACUGGCUCAAAGUUCUUCAAGAAGAAGGAGAAGUCUCCUAUCUCCCUUAUGAAGAAAUCUCAGGUCGGGACAAUGAAUGGGGAUGGCUCAUUUGGGCUUCCUCAGCUCUGUGUGCGGAUGAACACCCUACACCAGAUUCGCACUGAGCUUGAAGUUUUGGAGAAAAGUAUAACAACUCGUCUAAGAAACAGUCCAUCUUCUCUCUCUUCUACCUCAAAUGGUGAGACUCCAAAAUUUGAACUCUCGGCAGCUAGUUGUCAAGAUGGAAUACAGUACCUUUGUGAGACCACUGCUUACAAAGUGAUUUUUCAUGACUUGGGUCGUGUUUAUUGGGAUAGCUUAUAUGUGGGAGAUCCAAAUUCCUUUAGAAUUGAGCCUUUUCUUAGAGAAUUGGAGCCAAGCUUAGAGGUAAUCUCUGGUACAGUGCACAAUAGGGUGCGAAAUCGUGUUAUAACUGCUCUAAUGAAGGCGUCCUUCGAUGGAUUCUUGCUGGUUCUUUUAGCUGGGGGGCCUGGUCGAGCUUUUACUCGUCAUGAUUCUCAGAUAAUAGAGGAUGAUUUUAGGGCUCUUAAGGAUCUUUAUGUGGCCGAUGGAGAUGGGUUGCCACUAGAACUAGUAGAGAAAGCAGCAACUCCUGUAACAAAUGUUUUGACCCUCUUUAGAGCUGAUACAGAGACCCUUAUUGAGAGGUUUAGGAGAGUGAGUAUGGAUAGUUUUGGAUCGUCAGCCAAGUCGAAGCUUCCUUUGCCCCCCACUUCAGGGAAUUGGAACCCCAAUGAACCAAACACAAUUCUUAGGGUUCUGUGUUAUCGGAAUGAUGAAGCAGCCUCUAAGUUUCUCAAGAAGACCUUCAGUCUGCCCAAGAAGCUGUAGAGUUUUGAGCAAGUGGAAGUUUUUUUAGGUUACGGUGCAUUUUUAGAGGGAGAGAUUGUGUGUGUUUGAGAGAGUGUGUGUAAUAUAUUAGUUGGGGCUUAGGGUGGUGGAUUCUUUUGAUUCUUUUCAUGUGCCUGAACUGUUGUGUUUAGCUUGGGCUUUCCACAGCGGUAGAAAGCUUGAGUGCCCUUCUGGAAGUAUUUUCUUUGAAAGCAGUAUAGCCAGCAUUCUUUGGAAGGAUUCUCUCUCCUAUUCACGAACUAGUAAGGUACAUUCAAUUAGAAAUGUAUUGGGUUGGAGGAUCCCUUCGAUUUAUCUCAGUAUAGUUAGAGAUGGAUAACCUUCUUGCUGUCUGUCCUUUAAUUCGAUAUUGAGUAUGAGCCGCUGGAACUUGUGAUUUUGGACGGCUUUUAGUUCUUCAUUUGUGGUUGUGUACAGUUUUCUGAAAUAACAUCAGAUUCUCUCUCUCUCUCCGAGAUGGAUUAUUUUUUUGCA